GAGGCUGGGAAGCGGAGCCGCAGCCGGGUGCCUGCCGCCGGCCGGCCGUCCGCCAGCGGGAGAGGAGCGCUCCGCCCGCGGCUGACAAAGGAUGGGAGGAUGCCUGCGCCGCGGGAGGCGGGCUGCGCGCAGCCGGGCGGCCGCCUGAGCGGCUUCUCCCUCCGCCGGAAAUGUACCCAAGAGGAGUUCUGAGACCAUGUCCUCAGAUGUUCUGCUGGGAUUAAACAAGACACUGCUGUAUUUUAACUGAGCUUGGCAAAGCCAGGAUAUGAACAAUUGUGCAGGUGGGCUCCUGAGGGCGAGUGAAGAGCCACCUGCAGCUCUGCCGCUAUGCCCCUCCACCAGAUUUCCGUAAUCCCCACCCGGGAGGCGGCCAGCAAUGGGCGAAGUUCAGUGGGCAGAAACAAAGAGAAGAACAAGGAAGUCGAGAAUUUCAGAAAUUGAAAAGGGAUAAGAGGAAGGAGAAAAUGCUGGGCUGGUGUGAAGCGAUAGCGCGUAACCCUCGCAGGAUCCCAAACAACACGCGGACCCCCGAGGGCUCAGAGGAGUGGGCUGACGCCUCGCAAACCUCCACACUGAAUGACAAAUCCCCAGGGCGAUCUGCAAGUCGAUCAAGUAAUAUUUCAAAAGCGAGCAGCCCGACCACAGGAACAGCUCCCAGGAGCCAGUCAAGGUUGUCUGUCUGUCCGUCCACUCAGGACAUCUGCAGAUCUGCCAUCUUACAUGACAUGUCAGAAGCCUCACUUGAGCAAAGCACCCCGGUCGUGGUGCUGAGCCCUGCUAGGAAGGAGUCUGGUAAGAAAUCAGUAAAGCAGAGGCCUAGGAGGAGGAGGAGGGCUGCUCUGAGGUACAAGCACACAGAAGAGCAAGUGAAAGGGAGAAGAAGCGAUUCUCACCUCCAAAUCCCCAGCCACCGGUGGAGUGAGACUGACACAGAUUCUUCAGAUUCAUCUUCCACCGAUGAGAGUCACUGGAUUCAGGCAAAAAGGAGAGCCCAGGUGAAGUUCCGCCUGUCUCGGAGAAGGAGAAAUAAGAAACCAAGUGGAAACUUGGAUGUGUCUUCCGCUCCUAAUGAAAUCCAUCCAGUACAUUUGGGAUCCGAAGGUAAAAAGCGCCCAGAGCUGACCGAGUGUGAGAGCUACUCUUUAAAUCUCCACAGAGGAAAAGGCACAACAUACCAAGGAUGCAGUGGUUCCCUGCCAAGAUGGUCCUCUGACAUCAAGAGACCCUCAAGGAAGCAUGAGGAAAGCAGAGGCAGGUACCGCCGCAGGGAUCCUCAGCUCUUGCACAGUCUUGGGCAAAAUGAAACAAUCAAGAGAAUAUUUUCAGAGACAGAUUCCAGCACUGAAAUGCUGGCAGUCAAAGAAGGUGGCAAGACUGUGAAGCCCGCAGGAUUCCUUCAGAAGCCUCCUGCCACCUACCAUGAGGGGUCUGAUCAUUUAAAAACAUGCAGGAUCUGUCACUGCGAAGGGGAUGAGGAGAGUCCUCUCAUCACGCCCUGCCGCUGCACGGGCACCCUGCGCUUCGUGCACCAGGCCUGCCUCCACCAGUGGAUCAAGAGCUCUGACACGCGCUGCUGUGAGCUAUGCAAGUACGACUUCAUCAUGGAGACCAAGCUCAAGCCCCUCCGCAAGUGGGAGAAACUGCAGAUGACCAGGAGCGAGAGGAGGAAGAUAUUCUGCUCUGUCACCUUCCACGUCAUUGCCAUCACCUGCGUGGUCUGGUCUUUGUACGUGUUGAUUGAUCGGACAGCGGAGGAAAUCAAGCAAGGCAAUGAUAACGGUGUCCUUGAAUGGCCAUUUUGGACAAAACUGGUUGUGGUGGCCAUCGGCUUCACGGGAGGUCUGGUCUUCAUGUACGUACAGUGCAAGGUCUACGUUCAGCUGUGGCGCAGGCUGAAGGCCUACAACCGUGUGAUCUUUGUGCAGAACUGCCCCGACAUGGCCAAGAGGCUGGAGAAGAACUGCUCCUGCACGGUGAACACGGACGCCAAGGACGCCGGGGCAGUGCCUGCCUUACAAACGGGGACCAACGCACCGCCACCUUCGGAGGGCGGCCCCCCCGAAGUCAUACCCGUGUGACGGGGCCGGCCGGGAGCGUGUCACUGGAGGAUCGCCUGGCCCUCAGCCACUACAAGUGACAGACGUGAUCCUGAGUUAGUCACCCUCUUUAUCGUCUCUCCUCUUUCUGACUCACUUGUCCUCACUUUGCUCAAAAAGGAAAGGAGAAGAAACACCAGAUGGUCAGAGCCCAUGAAGCAGUCUCCAGUGUGAAGAGAAAAUGUGCAACGUUGGCUGGAGAAUGAUUUCUGAGACCAGGGCCGCUGGAGCAAGGGAUGCUUUCAGGCAACGAGGAGAGACUAACUGGACAGACCCAUGAGUCUUCCCAGUAACAGGGCAAGGUCAAGAAUACGGACUUGAAUUGCAACGUGUCUUUCUUCUAGGGCCUCGUAAUGUUAACUCUCUCAUCUGGAAAUGACAAACACAUUUGGUUUUAAGCUUGAAAUUGUCUGCAUUAUCCCUAAGGCACAUCAGAAGCAAACUCAGAAGAUGCAUAUUUUGAUAUUCAUACUUCGACAGCUAACAGGUUUUUAUGGCUAUAGUGGAGUCCAGUUGUUUUGACAGAUGCAUGUUUUUAAAAUAGAUGCAAUACACAUUUGAAGAUAUUGAUACUUGGAAUUAUGUUUAAAUCAUGAUUUUCAGAGAUUUUUGGGUUUAAUUAGCUCUGUUAAAUACCCACAGGAGCCUUGUAUGCUCCACCUGGACCCUCUAAAACAGUGUUGUCCAACAGAAAUAUAAUGUGAGCCACAAAUGAAGGCCACAUAUGCAAAUUUAAAUUUUCUAGUAGCCCCAUUAGAAAAAGUAAAAAUAAAAUAGGUGAAAUGAAUUUUGAUAAUAUAUUUA
Balaenoptera ricei (Rice's whale) is the source of this 2903-nucleotide messenger RNA. It is a transcript of the gene MARCHF1, whose product is annotated as membrane associated ring-CH-type finger 1. The transcript has 10 exons. Gene Ontology annotation, cellular component: lysosome; cytoplasm; late endosome membrane. Gene Ontology annotation, biological process: protein polyubiquitination; antigen processing and presentation of peptide antigen via MHC class II; immune response. The coding region runs from base 468 to 2081 and encodes 537 amino acids. Lineage: Eukaryota; Metazoa; Chordata; Mammalia; Artiodactyla; Balaenopteridae. The record is from RefSeq and is a predicted model, not a curated record. Gene Ontology annotation, molecular function: zinc ion binding; MHC protein binding; ubiquitin protein ligase activity.